Messenger RNA from Oikopleura dioica, 363 nucleotides. The record is from the annotation of a GenBank genome assembly. Lineage: Eukaryota; Metazoa; Chordata; Appendicularia; Copelata; Oikopleuridae.
AUGCUUUUUAUCAGAAAAGUGCAGAUUUAUUACAGGCGUAACCUGGAAGAGUACCGCUGGCUUCUCAUAGGAAACCUUGCUGCGUUCCUGCUACUUCUCUUAUCAAUUGCGUUUCCUGCAUGGAUUGUCCGACAAAACUCAGAUUCAACAGUCGAAUACUACGGUGUCAUCUGGAGUCUUUACCGAUCCAACACCUCUUUCAACGUCUACAAGAUCCACACAUUCUGCGAUGGAAAGAUGGAAGAUGUAGGACAGUCAAAAACUAAGAUUAUCGUUUUAAGCUCUCUAUCUGUUAUGGGAACGACGGAAGGUAUCGAGUCUACACGAUGGCUGAUAGGGGCAAAUUACUCUUGCUCACUUUAG